AUGGAUAAGCUAUACGCGGCGGGCAUCAGAGGCUCUUUGCUUAAAUGGUUUGGAAGUUACCUACAUGACAGGAAGCAGCGAGUAGUACUUGACGGCAAAUGUUCCGAAUGGCUUGAUGUCACCAGUGGGGUUCCACAAGGCUCUAUUUUGGGACCAGCUCUUUUUGUUCUGUUCAUUAAUGACAUGCCUGAUGUUAUUUCAGAAUCAGGAACGCUCGCAUUGUUUGCUGAUGAUGCGAAGUGUCUACGUACAAUCAAUUCAGAUGCCGAUUGCGUGGCUUUACAAAGGGACUUGAAUAAUUUAACUACUUGGAGUGCAGAAUGGAAAUUACCAUUUAACAUUGACAAGUGUACCAUCUCUACAGUAACAACAAACGCAACCCUGUUUCUUUUAUUUAUGAAAUAG
Molecule: messenger RNA, 405 nt
Organism: Paramuricea clavata
Lineage: Eukaryota; Metazoa; Cnidaria; Anthozoa; Malacalcyonacea; Plexauridae
Source: the annotation of a GenBank genome assembly